AUGGAACAAGUGCUAGGAGAUUUGGAAGCUAGUGAACAACAUGUGCGCACCCUAACUGAUUCAGCUCAGCAAGCACGUCUUCAGUGCGAUGAAGCCAUAAGAAAGAUGGAAUCCUACCGUGAGCGAUUCGAAUUGGCCGUUCAAGAAAUAGAAAGUUUGGCUCGAGCAAAUGAAGAAGUCCGUCAUCUUGAAGCAGCUCUUGAGCAGAAUCGAUCCGAAAAAGCAAAAUUAUACGAAGAACUGACGAAUUCGCAAACUUACAUUGAUCGAAUUGUCAUCGAGAAGGAUGCACUACUCUCUCAGCUGACUGCUCUUAAUGGGCAAUUGGACGAUAGAACCAACCGUCUGCGACAGGCGGGUGAAGCAAAAAUGGAUACUACCUUACGAAUCGUGGAAUUGGAGUCGCAAAUUGCCACCCUUCUACACGAGAGAGAUCAGUCAACUGAGCACAAUCCUGAACUUCCGUCAACAAGCGGACUCAGUCGUGCAGCACCCACGGAGCAUGUU
This is a messenger RNA of Strongylus vulgaris, 507 nucleotides long. The record is from the annotation of a GenBank genome assembly. NCBI's taxonomy places the organism in Eukaryota, Metazoa, Nematoda, Chromadorea, Rhabditida, Strongylidae.